AUGGAGGAAGACAAUGAAGAAUAUGAAGCUGAGGAUGUGUGUGCCGUAGAAGACCUAAGUUUGCUCGAGGCGUUCAAAGCAGGCAUUGACCUAGAUCCAAAUGGACCACCUCCAGGUUUCAUCGAUGAUUAUUGCAUGUUCAAGUAUGGUGACCCGAGGAGGAAGCCGACACGUGAGUACUCGAACAUCCUUGGAGGCCUAAUUAGGAAGCAUUUCCCUAGGAUUGUCAAUCUCCCUAGUGGUGGCCGCGAUGUGGCUUGGACUUGGAAGCACUACAGCUACGCGGAAGAUCCUAGCGGCAAGUGCACCAACAUGCAAGAGCGGGUUGUCCGCCACUUCUGGAAAUACUUCAAGAGGGCUGAGGGCGAGGAAAUUGCGUGCGACGUUAUCUUACACGAGUUGUGCAGGGUGAGGGUGACUGGCAUGCACUACGAGGCACGUGUCCAGUGCGUCCGCGACUGGCACGCCGAGCGCAAAGUUUGGAUGAGUAAGGCUGAUUGUCGGGAUACGCUCAUGGCACCGUGGCAGUACCUGCAGAACCCUCCUCAGUACGUCGGGGAAGACAAGGCGUGCUUUCUUGCGAUGGUCAUAUGGUGGACAUCCCCCGAGUACGCCCGGAAGCACGAGGAGGGCAAGCAGAAGCGUUUAGAGAUGGGAGGUGGAUCACAUGUCCUGGGCAGCAAGAACUUGGCCCUUACCUUGCAGCAAGAGGAAGUGAAGACAGGCGUGACACCAAACUUAUUUGGCCUUUUCCAAAAGUCCAAGACCAGGAGGGAGCCGCAUCAUGAAACGGGGUCCGUGUGGGUCAACGGGCUAGCGGAGGCCCAGUGUGGCGCAUACCGCUCGAAGUUCAAGGCCAAGCACGGCGAAGACGCCGACCCAACCACCGAAGACUUUGACGUUGAGGUUGCGGUGCUUGCGGGACAAGGCAAGAAGGGUGGCCGCCUAUGGAUUGCUGAUGGGUUAGUCGACCCAAAGACCAUUCCAUCUCUACGCCAUAUCCGUCGUGGGCGUACGAGCGAGCAGCCUCGGGUAGAGACCGCCCACGGGCUUCGAACCUAG
Messenger RNA from Lolium perenne, 1062 nucleotides. RefSeq lists its product as uncharacterized. NCBI's taxonomy places the organism in Eukaryota, Viridiplantae, Streptophyta, Magnoliopsida, Poales, Poaceae. The record is from RefSeq and is a predicted model, not a curated record. Gene Ontology annotation, biological process: transposition.